Messenger RNA from Cuscuta europaea, 1617 nucleotides. The record is from the annotation of a GenBank genome assembly. NCBI's taxonomy places the organism in Eukaryota, Viridiplantae, Streptophyta, Magnoliopsida, Solanales, Convolvulaceae.
UUGAUAUUCCACAAAAUUUUAUUUUGCCCCAUAGGAAUCAGUAAAUCACAGCCGAACUGAAUGUCGAGGGAAGCGGAGGAAGCAGCGCCGGUAACGGCCGCGGCUGCACCUCCACAGCGAACUUUUGGGGAGCCGUGGACCGAAUUCAAUGAGGGUUUAACUUACCAUGACCUCGCCCGUCCCGCUGAUGCUGGUCUUACAUUGAUCGAGUUCUACUCCAGGAAGUACAAGAAUUCAGCUCCCGUACAGGGAGAAUUCAAAACAAACAGAUAACUGUUGAUGGUAGAGUUGUUAGCAAUCCAGAUGCAUGUCUCAGAUCUGGUGCACAACUUGUAUAUCACCGCCUUCCAUGGAAGGAGCCCUAUGCACCUUAUGUGUUGGAUGUUUUAUUUGAAGAUAAAAAUUUGAUUGCUCUAAACAAGCCUUCUGGUUUGCAAGUAUUACCAGGAGGUUUAUUCCAGCAGCGGACUGUCUUAACGCAACUUCAGCGGCGUGCAAGAAAUUCGUCAAAUUUAUCAACUUGUGGAGAACCAAGUCCUGCCCCAGUUCAUCGUUUAGGGCGUGGUACAUCAGGGAUAUUACUCUGUGCAAAAACUAAGCUUGCAAAAUCUUGUCUUGCGUCAUAUUUUGCUGAUGGAACAUCAAUUGUUCAAGAAAAGAGACAUUCCAAUGUUGAAAUCAUGAGAGCGAGGAAAAUUGUGAAGAUUUAUCGGGCUCUUGUAAGUGGGAUAAUGAAUGAGGAUGAGGUUGUGAUUGAGCAACCAAUUGGGAUGAUCCGUUAUCCUGGAGUUGCCAAGGGGUUGUAUGUUGCUUCUACUUCAGGAAAACCAGCCUUGAGUAACGUUCGUGUUCUUGAGAGGCGGGUGAAGAAUAAUUGCACAUUAAUAGAGGUUGAAAUUCAGUCUGGCAGGCCGCACCAAAUACGGAUACAUCUCUCAUCAAUUGGGCAUCCACUUAUAGGGGACCCUCUUUACACUGAUGGGGGACAACCAGGGUGCUUUGAUCCUGACCUCCUUGAUGAAAGUUUUGCUGAAGAUGGUGGGUACCAGAGGCCGGAGAAUCCCGUUCCUGGAGACUGUGGAUACAACUUGCAUGCGCACAAGUUGACUCUUCCUCACCCUAUUACGCAAGAGAUGAUUACAAUUACUGCACCUCUACCAUCCAUCCUCAAGGCAUGUCCUGAAGCUUCUCUCUAUCACCAUUGUUCGGGCUGAAUUCACAACUCCUUAAUUCAUUGAUUUUCGAUACACUGAUGACUAUAAGAUUCAAGAUUGCUUGAUCGAGAUGAGAUGAAAAAAAUUGUCAGUUGAAGGAAGUGCAUAAUUAUUAAAAAUUAGUCUAUUAACUUCGAGUCAUGUGUUGUAUUUACUUCGAGUAAAGUUUCUUAUCAACCCAAACAGUUAACAAGAUUUGGCAGGUCCAGGGUAAGAACUUUAAAUUCCUAUUUACCAUGGUCGCUUUUUGAAAAUCGAUUAAGAUGUCAUUUUUGAUAUGAAAUAUCUUGACUCAAACUUCUCAUAGUUACUGUGCCAGUCACCCAAUAAUAUAGAUUAUAGACGAGAAACCGUGUAUGUAUAUUGUAUCCCAUGUUUAUCAUAAUAUUUGAUUCCGUGUUUA